AUGGGGCGCCUCACUUUUCCUCGGAUUCAAAAGCUGUCGCGGUUACCGUCUACACUAACACACGCAACAACACCUUGGACCUGUGCAUCAUGUAGACACCAGGCCAAUAGCAGUGGGUGGCAGCGCAUGGCCAGCACCGCAGCAGCCAAGAAGCCAUUCUACGCAACGACGCCGAUAUUCUACGUCAACGCUUCGCCUCACAUAGGACACUUGUACACCCUGGUCUUGGCUGAUGUUUUCAAGAGAUGGAAGGUCCUUCAGGGCGAAAAGGCACUGCUCUGCACAGGCACAGACGAACACGGCAUGAAGAUACAGCGUGCCGCAGCCGCCAGUGGUAUGACUCCGAAGCAGCUUUGCGACGCCAACAGCGAAGUCUUCCUUGAAUUGGCAGAGAAGGCCGGGAUCGACAACGACUUUUUUAUACGCACCACCGAUCCGGAUCACAAGGAAGCUGUUCAGUAUUUCUGGGAUAGGCUAUGGGAUAGAGGGUACAUUUACGAGGCAACUCACAAGGGCUGGUACUGUGUGAGCGACGAGACCUUUUAUCCAGAGUCUACGAUCGAGAAGAGGAAAGAUCCCAUGACGGGAGAGGUGUUCCUCGCCUCCAAGGAGACUGGAAAUGCGGUGGAGUGGAUGGAGGAGAAGACCUACCAUUUCCGUCUGACUGCGCUCAAGGAUCAGCUACUAAGGUUCUUUGAGGAGAAUCCUGAAUGGAUCGUGCCAGCUCCGAGGAUGAAGGAGGUGGUUGAUUGGGUCAAGAACAGCCUCGAGGACCUCUCCGUUUCCCGCCCCACUAGUCGGCUUGACUGGGGCAUCAGGGUGCCCAACGAUGAGAGCCAGACGAUUUAUGUGUGGAUUGAUGCGCUGGUCAACUACCUGACCAAGGCAGGUUACCCGUACUGGACCCCAGAAACGGCUCAAAAAGACGGCUGGCCCGCCGACAUCCAGAUUAUCGGCAAGGACAUUGUGCGCUUUCACUGCGUCUACUGGCCGGCCUUAUUGAUGGCGCUCGACCUGCCAUUGCCAAGGCGUAUUCUCACGCAUUCACACUGGACUCUGGGUGGAAAAAAGAUGUCCAAGUCGCUGGGAAACGUGGUGAACCCCUUCCUAGCCAUGGACCGGUUCGGCGUCGAGGUGAUCCGCUACUUCCUCAUAUCCAAUGGUCGUCUCCUCCAUGACGCCAGCUACGAUAACAAGAUUGUGGUUGAUGUCUACAAGAGGCAGCUCCAGGGCGGUGUGGGAAAUCUACUUGGACGCGUGAUGCGGUCUAAGAAAUGGAACGUUCCCGAGAUUGUCGAGAGGUGCAGUACCGAGGGGCGGCCUACCAACUCCGAUGUUGAGCCAACGUACUCGGCAUUCCAAGAACGUCUUGCUCAACUGCCAGGCAUGGUGGCCGAGGCCUUUGGCGAGUUGGACCCAAGCGCAGCUCUGCGCAGCAUUGCCGAUAUGGCUACUGAGACGAACAAGUUCAUCACCGACUGUGCGCCUUGGAGCGUCAGCAAUAUGGAUGACGCCGACGGAGCAGAGCUGAAAGUGAGGUCGUGCAUUUACCUCUGUGCCGAGUCGCUGAGAAUCAUUGGUAUUUUGCUGCAACCCUUCAUCCCGAAAAAGUCCAGCGAGCUCCUUGACAUGCUGGGCGUUAAGGAAACACACAGAACUCUUGCCCACGCCAGCACAGGAGCCGAUUCCACGUAUGCAAUUUCUACUGACCAAAUCCUUCUGGUCCCGUAUGAUAAACACCAUGUUGUCACCUACCACCGAUGGAUGGAGGACCCCGCAAUACAGGAGGCCACGGCCUCGGAGCCCCUGACGCUCGAAGAGGAGUAUGAGAACCAGCAGUCAUGGCGGGAUUCGCAUGACAAACUCACCUUUAUCCUCUGCCAGCCAGCAAAGGCGGAAGAAGACGGGGUGGAGGCGGGACAAUGCGACUCGCCCGAUAAGAUGAUUGGCGACAUUAACUUUUUCCUGUAUCCCUGGGACGAAGAGGAAGAUAACGAUCAGCAGACGACCAGCACAGAGACGGCAGAAUACGUCGGCGAGAUCGACGUCAUGGUGGCCGAUAUGUCCCAGCGCGGCAAGGGGAUCGGAAAAGCGGCCGUGGAUGCUUUCAUGCACUACAUCUGCUGCAAUUUAAAGCCAAUCCUACAAGAGCACCACGGUGUUACGGGCGAGCCCAGCUUGCGCAAGUUCAUGGUCAAGAUCAAGGCUGACAACCAAGCGAGCAUAGCGCUGUUCAAGGGUGUGGGCUUCAAACAGGAUGGCGAUGUCGACUAUUUUGGCGAGAUCAAGAUGGUUCUAAACGACUUUGGUAGUGUUGCUACCAAAGCGGUGCCUGGAUUCCGCGAGCUGACAUAUUGUCGCCCUCCAGCGCAAAGUGGAAGCACUCAAGGCACCGGUUUGUGA
Messenger RNA from Pyricularia pennisetigena, 2403 nucleotides. RefSeq lists its product as uncharacterized. Gene Ontology annotation, biological process: methionyl-tRNA aminoacylation. The coding region runs from base 1 to 2403 and encodes 800 amino acids. The record is from RefSeq and is a predicted model, not a curated record. The transcript is spliced from 4 exons. NCBI's taxonomy places the organism in Eukaryota, Fungi, Ascomycota, Sordariomycetes, Magnaporthales, Pyriculariaceae. Gene Ontology annotation, molecular function: acyltransferase activity, transferring groups other than amino-acyl groups; methionine-tRNA ligase activity; ATP binding.